Molecule: messenger RNA, 1364 nt
Organism: Triticum dicoccoides
Lineage: Eukaryota; Viridiplantae; Streptophyta; Magnoliopsida; Poales; Poaceae
Product: L10-interacting MYB domain-containing protein-like
Exons: 3
Coding region: 121-1101 (326 amino acids)
Source: RefSeq, a predicted model, not a curated record
CUCAAGCUGCACUUUCCACGGGAAAAAUAGCAUCUGCUCGAACCAAAGGAACGCCAGGCGAAAAUCCGCUUCCCUCGCUCCGUCACUCUCCGUUUCCCACGAGCUUGGCGCGAAAUCGACAUGGACGACCACGGGGGGAUCCCACCUCCACCUCCUCCUCUGCCUCCGCCCCCUUCCUACGCCCCUCCUGCUCCGCCUCCCCUCCUUCCAUCGACACAAGGGUCGGAAGAUCUGCAAUUUGGGGAAGGUCAGGAGAUCUGGCAAGAAACAGGCACCACCAAGAGUUGUUCUAGAGCCAGCUGGAAUCACAAGAUGAAGUCAUAUCUUAUUUGGCUCUUGAAAGAACAUGAUGUGCCGACAUAUCGAACACGAAAUGCAUGGAGCAAAGAGGCUUGGAGAAGGAUUGUGGAUGCAUUCAAUACACGAUUUGGUUUAUCACUCUCAGUAACUCAGGUCAAACAAAAGGAGCAGGACCUGAAGAAAGAUUUUAAAGCUAUAAGAGACUUGAUAUCUGAAAGUGGUUUUGGCUGGGAUCGUGAUACGAUGAUGGUGGUUGCUCCUGAUAGUGUUUGGGAAGAAUUAAGGGCACGUAAAAACAAAGAUGCCCUCCGAUGGCAAGACAAGUCAUUCCCAUACUAUUAUGAUAUAUUUGCUCUAUAUGACGGGCGCUAUGCUCAAGGAAGGAGUUGCCAUGGCACCGAUAAUUAUGCGAACAAGGCCCCACAUAUAUCGAUGGAACCUCCAGAAGACCUACAUAGAAAUCGUCAACCACCUCAUUCUGCUCCUGAGCCUACUAGUGCUAAACGGGCAAAAAGACAGAAGACGAACUCUAAUCUUGAUGAUUUCCAGGAGAGGUACCUGAGCUUCAAAAGAGAAGAAAUGAAUCGGUUUGCAGCCAUUGAGGAGAGGAAAUUGGAGGAUCCCUAUAGCAUACAAACAUGCAUUGCUACACUUGAAGGGUUGCCGGAUUUACAAACGGAAGAUAUGCUAAAAGCAGCUGACCUCUUCACCGACAACAAGGACAACAGGGAAGUGUUUCUCUCCUUUUCAUCUAAGGAAUUACGGCUGAGCUGGUUGAAAAGAAAAAUUCAGAACACCUAGUGUAAUGGCUAUGGAAAUACGCCCCGUGGAGAAGGCUUUUGUGUUAAGGUGGUAGGCUAGGAAAAGGGUAUGCGAAGUUGCUGUAGUACUACUAAUGCAAUGUUAAUGGUAGCAAAUUAUCAUGUAGUGCUAAGGUGCUAGGCUAGGAAAGGGUCCUUAACUUUUGUGUAUGUGUUCCUGGACAGAUGUGCUAGUACUGAUGCAAUGUUAAAUGACACUUGAUCACAAUCCUUUUGAUUGAAUAGAACUAAUUGCAGUACAAA